Molecule: messenger RNA, 1224 nt
Organism: Lottia gigantea (owl limpet)
Lineage: Eukaryota; Metazoa; Mollusca; Gastropoda; Lottiidae
Exons: 3
Coding region: 1-1224 (407 amino acids)
Biological process (GO): chemical synaptic transmission; monoatomic ion transmembrane transport; regulation of membrane potential
Cellular component (GO): neuron projection; synapse; membrane
Molecular function (GO): transmembrane signaling receptor activity; neurotransmitter receptor activity; extracellular ligand-gated monoatomic ion channel activity
Source: RefSeq, a predicted model, not a curated record
AUGGCGGUAAUAUAUGACCAGUUUAUCAUCAUGACUUGUCUAUAUCAAGCACAAUGUAUAAUUAAUCAUAUAAGAGAGGGUUUUAACAGUUUUAUUUGUUAUGUAGAACAGAUUCACGUGACCAGUUCAGAUUAUUAUAAACAUAAAAUGAAGCUGAUAAAUGAUCUAACAGAUUAUACACGGUACCAACCCUCCCAAAUUCCUCUUCAGAAUAAUUCUUAUUCUUUACCAAUAGACGCCGUCAUUUCUAUUGGAAACUCCAUUGAAGUGCGUGAAGAAACUCAAAGUGUGCUAUUAGAUAUCUGGUUACAGUUUAAAUGGGAUGACUUUUUAAUGACUUGGAAUAGUUCUAACUUUGGAAAUAUAAGCACUGUUAGGUUGGAUAUCGAUCAAAUUUGGCAUCCCAAGAUUGGGAUUUUCUUUGGAACAGAACAAGAGAGUAUAGUAACUGAUAGCAAUACCCAAGUUCAGGUAUCUCAUGAUGGAACUGUUUUUAUCCAUAUUAUAGAUAGUACUAGUGUUCGUUGUUUUCUUGAUGUUGCCAAGUUCCCUUUUGAUAAACAAUCGUGCGAAAUAUAUAUUGUUCCACUAAAUGCUUAUAAAUCUGAAAUAUACUUUCGAAAUAUUUCCACCGAAAUCAAAAUCAUUGGAGAAGGGCAAUGGGAUAUUCUCACACAUGGUUAUAUACUGGAAGAACGUUCAAACAAUGCACUUUUGACGUUUGCAUUCGUUAUUGAGCGUCGCCCGAGCUAUUAUGUCACCUAUGUCAUACUUCCGAUUAUGGCUACGUCUUUACUGAAUCCAGUAGUAUUCCUCAUACCAGCUGAUUCAGGUGAAAAAGUUUCCACGGCUGUAACAAUACUAUUGUCUUACUCGGUGUUUCUUGGUGUUAUUAGUGAGUUGUUAGCGAAAACGUCAACAUCCAUUGCUAUGUUAUCUAUCUAUAUUGUUGCUUCCCAACUCAUGAGUGGUCUUUACGUGUUUCUUUGUGUUAUAAUAGUUCGUCGUUUCAAUAGACUGGAUCAGAAUACCUUUGUUUGUCCCUGUUUCCCUAAAAAUAACACAGUUAAUGAUGGAAUUGAUAGUGCGAAGGAGAGUAAUGAUGAAACAAGUCAUAAAGAAUCUUACUAUGAUGCUGGUAAAAUUGACAGAAUCUGUGCUCGAGUAGCAUUCACUUUUACUUUUACAGCGACAAUAGCACUCAGUAUUUUCCUUCUGUUAUAA